AAGGCCUCCAAGCAAUCUCCAAAAGACCAUGUUUGUCUCCAUCAUUAACUUAUAACUACAAAUCACAACACACAAUCAAACCCGCAUCACAGAAUCACAACCAGAUUCUUUCCAUCUAAUCAGAGAACCCUAAGCAUGGUGAGACAAAGAAGGAAGUCAGAGAAAGAAGAAGAGAAGCGAGAACAAGAAGAUGGAGAACAAGAAGAUCAGAAGGUGCAGCCAAGGCAAAGAAGCGUGAGCAGAAGAAACAUGCAAUCUCUGGUGAUCGGGCUCGUUGGAGGUGCGUUGACUCUCGGUGCUUAUUCUCAGGCCUAUGUUUCUCCGGGCACAUCUAUCGGCGCUGGUCUCUUUGUCCUCUUCUUUGGCUUGCUUGUCAGCGAAGGUUUUAUCUCUCUUUGAGAAAAAUGUUUCCAUAUAAGUAAUUUUAAACUAUGCUUUUGGUUGAUGUAUGUUACAAAUAUACCUAUCUAUAUGAGCAUCUUGUUUAAAAUUUUGUUUUAUUUGAAAAUUGCUGGGACUCUUGAAUUAAUCUGAUCCAGUCCUCGUUGUUUCUACGGAUUAGUUUUCUGUGUUUUGAUCUAUAUAUCUUCAUACACUAAGUUAUUACUGAUAAUUAGUCGCGCAAAAAAUAUUUGAGGCAAAUGCUGCAAUAAAU
Molecule: messenger RNA, 655 nt
Organism: Eruca vesicaria subsp. sativa (arugula)
Lineage: Eukaryota; Viridiplantae; Streptophyta; Magnoliopsida; Brassicales; Brassicaceae
Source: the annotation of a GenBank genome assembly